GUCAAAAAAUGAAUAACUGUGCCAUCAUCUUGCCAAACGAUGACAACAAAUGGCUCAGCUUCACCAACUACUGCAGGAAGGAGCGGAUCCCGUUUAUAAUUUACGCCGACUUGGAAUGCAUCCUGGAGAAGACACCGAGGGAAGAACAAACGAGUUCGUAUGCGUAUCAACAUCAUAGCGUAUUUAGUAUAGCAUAUUACGUUCGAUGUUCCUACGACGAGUCAUUAUCCGCGUAUCGAUGUCGUCGCGAUCGGGAUUGCAUCUCAUGGUUUGUCAAAGAACUUGAAGAACUGGCACAUCGUGUAAAGGAUAUUUUGUCCGCAAAUGUCCUCAUGGAAACUUUGUCGAAAGAAUAGUGGGAGACAUU
This is a messenger RNA of Harpegnathos saltator (Jerdon's jumping ant), 367 nucleotides long. RefSeq lists its product as uncharacterized. Bases 9 to 356 code for a protein of 115 amino acids. The transcript has a single exon. NCBI's taxonomy places the organism in Eukaryota, Metazoa, Arthropoda, Insecta, Hymenoptera, Formicidae. The record is from RefSeq and is a predicted model, not a curated record.